UGCGGGAAAUCGCUCAAUAUUCAACUGUUUUUUGCAAAAUACGUGAGAACAAUUAUAGCUAGCCCACAUUCAGCUAUGUGUUUCGUUCCAGAGGAAUGCAGUAAACCCGCGUGCCUUCAUGGGCCUCAAUAGCAUGCCAUAGCAACAAUUGAGAAAAACACCAGAAACUACCAACUUCUGCACGCGGAAAGCACAAGCGAAUAACACAAAACUGUGUUGUUGUUAACGCGUUAAACACACAUCAAACCAAGUGGAAUUAGACUUGAACAGGCUUUACAUCUGCUCCUGUACUCGCAGUGACAGUAUGCUAUAUGGGGAGGUGCUGCUUGUCUGAGUGCACCUGGUCGACGUCACGGCUGCAGUCUACUGACAAGCCUACGAAUGAGCGCUACUUCCUCAAACAAGGCAGGAUCUCAGAGCGAGCGAGAGAGAGGCAGAAGACGAAGUUGAGAAAAAAUUAAAUAAAGACGUUUAGUGUUAAGGGUCCAUUGUUGACUACGAGAGGAGGUGGCUGGAUGACAGAUCACCAUGGCUCCCUUCCUGCGAAUCGCCUUCAAUGCCUUUGAUCUGGGCGCCUUGCCCCCGCAAACGGACUCGCCCUUCUGCGCCAUCAAGAUGAAGGAGUCCGUCAGCACGGCCCGCGGGAAGACUUUGGUGCAGAAGAAACCCACCAUGUACCCGGCCUGGAAGUCCAGCUUCGACGCGCACAUCUACGAGGGCCGCGUGCUGCAGGUGAUCCUCAUGAAGACGGCCGAGGAGCCGCUCUCCGAGGUCACCGUGGGCGUGUCCGUGCUCGCCGAGCGCUGCAAGAAAGGCAACGGCCACUCCGAAUUCUGGAUGGACCUGCAGCCCUCUGGGAAGGUAAUGAUGGCGGUGCAGUACUUUGUGGAGGACUCAGACAAUGAGUGUAAGCAGUCUGUGAAGGAGGAGGACGGGGCGCUGACGCUGAACCGCCGCAGAGGCGCCAUCAAGCAGGCCAAGAUCCACUUCAUCAAGAACCACGAGUUCAUCGCCACCUUCUUCAGGCAGCCCACCUUCUGCUCCGUGUGCCGCGAGUUCGUCUGGGGGCUUAAUAAGCAAGGCUACAAGUGCAGACAAUGUAAUGCUGCUAUCCAUAAAAAAUGCAUCGACAAAAUCAUUGGCAGAUGUACAGGCACAGCGGCCAACAGCCGAGACACCGUGUUCCAGAAGGAGCGCUUCAAGAUCGACAUGCCGCACCGCUUCAAGACCAACAACUACAUGAGCCCCACCUUCUGCGACCACUGCGGCAGCCUGCUCUGGGGCCUGGUCAAGCAGGGGCUCAAGUGUGAAGACUGUACGAUGAAUGUGCAUCACAAGUGCCAGACCAAAGUGGCCAACCUGUGUGGGAUCAAUCAGAAGCUGCUGGCGGAGGCCCUCACCCAAGUCAGCCAGAAGCACACUGUAUCGACGAAAUCCACAAGGCAGUCGGACAGCUCCCUAUCUGACAUUGGAAUCUACCAAGACUUCAAGACUCCAGCCCUGCCAGGACUGGAUGUUACUGCAGACAGCAGCCCGUACGGGAAGCUGUGGGAUGGAACUGUUCCUCGGCCCGUGUCCCGCAUCACCCCCAGCCGCAUCAACGUGGACAACUUCGUCUUCCACAAGGUCCUGGGGAAAGGCAGCUUUGGCAAGGUCCUGCUGGCGGAGUUGAAGGGACGGGGAGAGUAUUUUGCGGUGAAGGCCCUGAAGAAGGAUGUGGUUCUCAUGGAUGAUGACGUGGAGUGCACCAUGGUGGAGAAGAGGGUGCUGGCACUGGCCUGGGACAACCCCUUCCUCACACACCUGUACUCCACCUUCCAGACCAAGGAACACCUCUUCUUUGUGAUGGAGUACCUCAAUGGGGGAGACCUGAUGUUCCACAUUCAGGAAAAGGGCCGCUUCGACUUGUACAGAGCCACGUUCUACUCAGCUGAGAUAGUCUGUGGCCUACAGUUCCUCCACUCCAAAGGAAUUAUCUACAGGGACCUGAAGCUGGAUAACGUGAUGCUGGACCGCGAUGGACACAUCAAGAUCGCCGACUUCGGGAUGUGCAAAGAGAACGUGUUCGGGGAGCACCGCGCCACAACCUUCUGCGGGACCCCAGAUUACAUUGCACCCGAGAUCCUGUUGGGACAGAAGUACACCUUCUCAGUGGACUGGUGGUCGUUCGGGGUGCUGCUGUACGAGAUGCUGAUUGGUCAGUCGCCUUUCCACGGCGACGACGAGGACGAGCUGUUCGAGUCCAUCCGCAUGGACACCCCUCAUUACCCACGCUGGAUCACCAAAGAGUGCAAGGACCUGCUGGAGAAGCUGUUCGAGCGCGACCCCACCCGCAGGCUGGGUGUCAUCGGCAACAUCCGCACACACUCCUUCUUCAAGACCAUCAACUGGACCGCCCUGGAAAAGAGGGAAGUGGACCCCCCCUUCAAGCCCAAAGUGAAAGCCCCCAAUGACUGCAGCAAUUUUGACCGGGAGUUCCUGAGCGAGAAGCCCCGCCUCUCGCACAGCGACAAGACCUUCAUCGACUCCAUGGACCAGGCCGCCUUCGCCGGGUUCUCCUUCAUCAACCCCAACAUGGAGCACCUCCUGGAGAAGUGAGGGCCACAGGCAGCUUCGCAAAAUGAGGAAACGGUGACACCAGUGUUAGAUUACCGUUCUCAAACCCUUGGUUUCCUUAUCUCUUGAUCAAACUUUAAAUCAGUGAAAUAUUUAAUGUACUGUAUUGUGAUUGUAACGUACCUUGUGUAAGCACGAACACCCACCCUACUACUUAAAAAAAGAAAAAAGAAAAAAAAUAAAGAAGAGAAAAAAAGAAAUGGGACAUUGUACAGUUUAGAUGUUCAUAUGUGCAUGCUAGGAUAUCCAGGGUUCGGGUGUGGUUAUGUCUCACGAAGCUACCGGGGGGCACGUGGGAUGGAGUGUUCCUCUGGGUCAGGAGG
This is a messenger RNA of Conger conger (European conger), 2939 nucleotides long. Its product is annotated as protein kinase C delta type-like. Gene Ontology annotation, biological process: protein phosphorylation. NCBI's taxonomy places the organism in Eukaryota, Metazoa, Chordata, Actinopteri, Anguilliformes, Congridae. The transcript is spliced from 19 exons. Gene Ontology annotation, molecular function: ATP binding; diacylglycerol-dependent serine/threonine kinase activity. Bases 529 to 2598 code for a protein of 689 amino acids. The record is from RefSeq and is a predicted model, not a curated record.